This is a messenger RNA of Phyllopteryx taeniolatus (common seadragon), 2255 nucleotides long. It is a transcript of the gene fbxl2, whose product is annotated as F-box and leucine-rich repeat protein 2. The transcript is spliced from 14 exons. The record is from RefSeq and is a predicted model, not a curated record. Gene Ontology annotation, cellular component: SCF ubiquitin ligase complex. Bases 110 to 1408 code for a protein of 432 amino acids. Gene Ontology annotation, biological process: SCF-dependent proteasomal ubiquitin-dependent protein catabolic process. Lineage: Eukaryota; Metazoa; Chordata; Actinopteri; Syngnathiformes; Syngnathidae. Gene Ontology annotation, molecular function: protein binding.
CCACCGGUAGCGGCACCGACGCGACGCGAAAAUAAAACGGCGACAGAGACCGCAGCGCCGGGCGGCUCGGCUGGCGUCGACGCGGCUCGCGAGCAGGGACGCCGCAGACAUGAACGGGAUCACCAGGGGCCGCUUCGAGGUGUUCUCCAGCAGCGAUGAAGCUCCCAUUAACAAGAAGCUCCCUAAAGAGCUCCUGCUUAGGAUAUUCUCCUAUCUGGAUGUAGUUACACUCUGUCGGUGUGCUCAAGUCUCCAAGGCCUGGAACGUUCUGGCUCUGGAUGGCAGCAACUGGCAGAAGAUCGACCUGUUCAACUUCCAGACGGACAUCGAGGGCCGCGUGGUGGAGAACAUCUCCAAGCGCUGCGGAGGCUUCCUGAGGCAGCUCAGCCUGCGAGGAUGCCUGAGCGUGGGCGACGCGUCCAUGAGGACUUUUGCGCAGAACUGUCGCAACAUCGAAGCGUUGAACCUGAACGGCUGCACCAAGAUCACAGACAGCACCUGCCUCAGCCUCAGCAAGUUCUGCUCCAAGCUCAAGCAUCUGGACCUCACCUCCUGCGUGUCCGUCACCAACCAUUCCCUCACGGCCCUCAGCGAUGGCUGCCGCACGCUGGAGACGUUGAACCUGUCCUGGUGCGACCAGAUCACGCGCGACGGCAUGGACGCGCUGUCCCGAGGCUGCGCCGGCUUACGGGCGCUGUUCCUCAGAGGCUGCACGCAGCUGGACGACGGCGCCUUAAAACAUCUGCAGAAGCAUUGCCAAGCGCUCACCGCCAUCAACAUGCAGUCGUGCACGCAAAUCACAGACGAGGGCCUGGUGAGUCUGUGCCGAGGAUGCCACAAGCUGCAGAUCCUCUGCGUGUCGGGCUGCAGCAACAUCACGGACGCCUCCCUCACCGCACUGGGACUCAACUGUCCUCGACUCAAGAUCCUUGAAGCUGCGCGGUGUUCUCAUGUGACAGAUGCUGGUUUCACGGUGAUGGCCAGGAACUGCCACGAGCUUGAAAAAAUGGACUUAGAAGAAUGUAUUUUGUUGACCGACAACACUUUGGUUCAGCUGUCCAUCCAUUGCCCCCGCCUGCAAGCUCUGUCCCUGUCUCACUGCGAGCUGAUCACGGACGACGGCAUCCGGGCGCUGAGCGCGAGCGCGUGCGGCCAGGAGCGGCUGAGCGUGGUGGAGCUGGACAACUGCCCGCUCAUCACCGACCUCACCCUGGAGCACCUGAAGAGCUGCCACCGCCUGGAGCGCAUCGAGCUCUACGACUGCCAGCAGGUCACCCGGGCCGGCAUCAAGCGCAUACGGGCCCACCUUCCCGAGAUCAAGGUCCACGCUUACUUCGCCCCCGUCACGCCCCCUCCCUCGGUGCACGGCGGCGGGCAGCGCCUGUGUCGCUGCUGCGUCAUCCUCUGACAGUGGAGGGCCAGGGGGGGCCAACUCUGCCUGCAGGUGCUGCUGCUCUGAAAACCGUGGAGGAGGACAAAGACCGAGAUCUGGUGGGAGGGGAUUGGGGGGGGGGGGGUAUUAGAGGGAGAGGAGGGGCUGGACCCGCUCCACUGCUUCAUGGUCCUACCUGGACCACUACAAAGGCCCCUCCUCUUCCUCACCAGGGCCUUCUCGCGCUUUUGUCGUCCUCCCUUUCGCCCGCCGCGCAUCCAAAAUGGACGAUCACGUGACGCCAAGGGGGCAACAGGAACGCCAUUUUGAGGUUGUGUUUGUACACACAGAGAGAGAGAGAGAGAGAGAGAGAGAGAGAGAGAGAGAGAGAGGGGAAAAAAGAAGACAUUGAAGGCAACUUUUUUUUUUUUUUGCCUAAUUGUUAAUGGUCCUUCCCGGCCAACGCCAGAGCUGCAGUGUCUUCAAAAAUGUAUUAAAGCAUUUGGUAACAACAUCCUGGAUUCGUUUGGCACCACGCCAACUCGUUUGCAUUUGUUGCCCACCUUCCAUUCGCGAUAGAAAGUUUGCAAACCAAAGCCCCGUUUUGACAAUCACACACAUUUGGAAAAAAAAAAUAUAUUGAGCUAAGCCUCUCGCCCCCUCAACGAAAAGGCUCAAGGAUUUGGUGGGGGGUUGGGUAGGAGACUUCCGCCAGGAUGAUUUGUGUGUGGCACAAACAAAAAAAGAUUUAACAAAAAAAGAAAUGGACUGGCCAAGCUGACGGAUGCUAACGCCCUCUCUCUCCUUUGAAAAGCUCUUUAACAGAUUUAUGUUUGAGAAAAUAAACAGAUGGAUAAAUAAAGUGAAACCAAUAGGAAACACA